ACGUGCGAAAAAGGAUAAACAAAAAAGGAAGGAAGCCGUCGGCCAUACAAUCGCGGCAAAAUCGGUUCAAAAUUUUAGCCCGUGAGCUGCAGUUAGUCGCUACGUGCACCCUUUUGUUGUCUCGGUAGGCAGCAUUGGGUGUUAGCAAUCAUGGACGAUGCAAUCAUAUUUCGUAUGAGUGCGUUUUCCGAGCAAGGAGGGAGGAAAUACAUGGAGGAUGUUGUCGAGAUCAGAAUCGAAUAUGAGCCGACGUCGGCGGCUAGCGAAGACUACACAAAGUCACACGGACAUGUGGGACAGGACAACGCGGAGAGCGACUCGCCGAAAUCCAGCGAAAGCGAGCUGCAAGCGAAGAAUGCGGCAACCGAGCCUGGCCCGGUUUCUGCGAUGUGGGUUGAAAGCCUGUCUAGCAAGGACACCAGCGACCACGGCGCGCCGCUAUCAGACGAAAAAGUCGAGGAGCGUCUUGUGGACACUCGGAGAUCCGUGGCGUUUUUCGCCGUGUUUGACGGUCACGGCGGCCGCGAAGCGGCCCAUUUUGCCAGGGAACAUUUGUGGGAUUUAUUAAAAAGACAGAGGGGCUUUUGGUCAAAGGAUCAUUCGGAAGUAUGCGCGGCUCUCCGGAAAGGAUUCAUCGCCUGCCACCAUGCAAUGUGGAAACAACUACCGGAAUGGCCUAAAACAAUAACAGGCCUGCCCAGUACGUCAGGCACCACAGCCAGUGUGAUUGUGAUCCGUGGUGUUCACAUGUAUGUUGCUCAUGUGGGAGAUUCAGCGGUAGUGGUUGGAGUGAAAGAAAAUGAAUCGGAUAUUACACUUCAAGCACUGGAAGUCACACAAGACCAUAAACCUGAACUACCGAAAGAGAAGGAAAGAAUCGAGCGAUUGGGUGGAAGUGUAAUGAAGAAGUCUGGGGUGAACCGCGUUGUGUGGAAGAGACCCCGACUUACCCACAACGGGCCAGUGAGAAGAAGCACGGUCAUCGACCAGAUCCCCUUCUUGGCAGUGGCACGAUCGCUUGGUGAUUUAUGGAGCUACGAUUUCUACAGUGGAGAGUUUGUGGUGUCGCCAGAGCCCGAUACCACAGUGAUGACCCUCGACCCCAAACGACAUCGCUACGUUAUUCUUGGCAGUGACGGUUUAUGGAACAUGAUGCCUCCGAAGAAUGCCGUCAAUAUGUGUUAUAGCCAUGACAAAAUGGUGGGGCCAAAAGGAAUGUCUUGCGCCUGCCGGUUGGGAUGCACCGCGCUACUCUUUUGGAAAGAGCGCAUGCUUCGCGCAGACAACACAACAGUGAUUGUACUGGCGCUGCAGGAGCGCGGUGGCCCUACUAUCCCGACGCAUCGAGACGAAAUUAUGGUGGAUAUGGCUCAAGGAAUCGACCACAUUCCCUUCCCGGGAACCCCUUAUAACGUAUAUGAGGUUCCAAAGGCGGAGCGCGAGGAUGGCAUGUUUCAUGAAGAAGAUGAGAUAUAUGGAGAAGAACAUGAGGGAUGGACAUGCCUGGAGUGGUAGUCAGCAGCACGAAGCAAAGAAUGCUUCCUGUCUACAUCCUAAGACUUUGGAGCAGGCAUUUGGGACGUAUGAGGCAGCUUUCUUUGCCAGCGCGCAUGUCUUGCCUGACGUAGACUCGUGGGAGCCCCGCUGUCCCCCUUAGACAGGCCACUGAAUGGGUUUCAAAAGCAGGAGUCAGCACUUCAGAUGGACCGGACUUCUGAGUCGCUCUUCGGCCGUUGCUCCUGACGUCGUCGGUCAGUGUGGUCAAUCCCAAAAUAAAAGUUUGCCUCAUAAGAUUCCUCGCAGCAAAAGCGAACAAUGGUGCGAUAUUCACAAGCGAGAGAGCGACAACACGGCCACAGUAACACCAGGCUUUCUUGUGUGUGUACUGAGUGGACAAGCCUCUUUGGACAUAUUUUGACUCUAUAUGUAUAGACAUUUAUUUGUAAAUAGAUGGAAAACGAUGAGAUUUUCAAUGUGCUUGCUUUUUAUAAUUUUAUCAUUUGGCUAAAGUCCCUGCCCCACCUUUAAAUUUUAGUGUUUACAGAUCUUGUAGAUUAUGUUCAAUGUAUGCUGUCUAUUUUCAUACUUAUACAUGAAUAUAAUGACAAUAGUAUAUAUCGACAGGAUAUUUUGAUGGGUAAAAGUUUCACCAGUCACUUAGAAGGAUUUUCCUCUUUAGAAAUCAAAGUCUAUUAUAGAAUUAUUGGGAUUUUAUCACUUUCUUUUAUCUAAUGUGUCUAGAAUUCAGACCAGUCUUCAGCAGGACCCAGACAUUCUGCUGCGGAUAUUUAAAUUUUCCCCUCAGUACUGCAAUGCUAUUUUUAUGCCCCAUGAGCCUCAUGAAUUGUGGGAGCGACUUCCGGGUGGGUUUUGCUGCUUGAUUCAUAUUCCACAAACGCAAUAUUGAUCUAAAUACCGUGUUUCGACUUUUAGGGGUUAUAAUCAUUUUAAAAAGGGAAAAAGAGUCUUGGAAAGAAAUCCAAUUAAAUUUGUGUUAACAUGUUUGUGCUCUCCACCAGUAUCUCGUCAUCUUCCUCUAUUGUUUUAAUCGGUACAUAUAGUAACCUAUUUAAACGAUUUACACUCGGCUAAUGAGAUUCAAUGACCUCUUGUGUACAUUUGUAGGAGAUUUGUGUCUUAAUCCACCCCGAUAUGGUACUGUCUUAGAAUGAGUACCCAUUAUCGCAUCAAUUCCAUCUUGAUGUGGCAGCUGAAUUGUUUUAGUUGAUUCCGUUGCCUUUUUUGUUACAUGAAUUGUUGCCUUAGCACAAACAAGUUGGUGCUUUUCAUACAAAAAAAUCAAGAUAUGUAAGACGUUCCCUGAUACUUUGACCUGUGGUUUAUUUUAUUUAUCGUGCACCUUCGAUUUUCCACACCAACGUCACAGAACAUGAACUUUUAGGCUGUGACAUGGAAUCUCCUGCUACAGCUACAGGCAUUUUUGUUUCUUUUGUACAGUAUGUCAUUAUGCAAUAGGAGUUUGUACAGUACAUUAUUAUGCAAAGUAAUCGGAUUUCCAGAAGUAUGGCAUGCUCAGAUCAAUUCUGUGUUCUGAAGUUUGCGGGACUAAUGGAUGUUAAUGGACGUGCUGUGUUUUGACAAUUGCAACACUUUUGUUUUCCUGUCACCGCCACUUCUCAGGACUAACUGUGUGAGGUACAUUCUUCAAAAGUGACUGGAUAUACACCCUCUGUGUUGUAAUAAAGUUUCCAUUUUACAAUUGGA
This is a messenger RNA of Syngnathus typhle (broad-nosed pipefish), 3225 nucleotides long. RefSeq names its product protein phosphatase, Mg2+/Mn2+ dependent, 1Db (gene ppm1db). Bases 151 to 1515 code for a protein of 454 amino acids. The record is from RefSeq and is a predicted model, not a curated record. Gene Ontology annotation, cellular component: nucleus; cytosol. Gene Ontology annotation, molecular function: mitogen-activated protein kinase binding; cation binding; protein serine/threonine phosphatase activity. Gene Ontology annotation, biological process: protein dephosphorylation. NCBI's taxonomy places the organism in Eukaryota, Metazoa, Chordata, Actinopteri, Syngnathiformes, Syngnathidae. The transcript is spliced from 7 exons.